ACACUAAAAAAGACUGGAGCACAGAAGGCUGCACUAAAAAGAAGAGCCCCUCUGGACCUGCAGUUUGCAUUUGUAACCCUGAAAAUCAUGGACAAGUAAACUUUGCCAUUCUAAUGUCAUUUGAUAUCAACUAUGAAUAUUCUGAAGCCUUGCAAUGGAUCAGCAUCACAGGCUGUGCUCUGUCUGUGGUGGGACUGUCUGUCACAGCAUUGUACCAAAUCAUAACCAGGAAGUCAAGAGGUAGCAGCCCUACUCUGCUGGUAGUGAAUGUCUGUAUAAGUAUGACAGUUUUCUACCUUCUCUUCAUCUUCGGCAUAAACAACCCUGUCCAACAUGUGAAUGUGGCAAAAGUGUCUGGGGAGAAUAUAGUUCCCGAGUCUGACCAACACAAGUACUCAGAUGAGGGACCUUGUACAGCAUUUACAGCGCUGAUUCAGUACUUCCUGUUGGCUACAUUCACUUGGAACACUUUGUACGGCAUUAAUGUGUUCCUGCUCUUCAAAAACUCAGUGUCUGGAACACCUUCAUGGUUUCCAAGGGUCUCCAUGGCUGUAGGAUGGGGUAGGAGACGUUGA
Messenger RNA from Carassius gibelio (silver crucian carp), 575 nucleotides. RefSeq names its product adhesion G-protein coupled receptor G7-like. Lineage: Eukaryota; Metazoa; Chordata; Actinopteri; Cypriniformes; Cyprinidae. Bases 114 to 575 code for a protein of 153 amino acids. Gene Ontology annotation, cellular component: membrane. Gene Ontology annotation, biological process: G protein-coupled receptor signaling pathway; cell surface receptor signaling pathway. The record is from RefSeq and is a predicted model, not a curated record. The transcript is spliced from 3 exons. Gene Ontology annotation, molecular function: G protein-coupled receptor activity.